Paramuricea clavata is the source of this 2782-nucleotide messenger RNA. Lineage: Eukaryota; Metazoa; Cnidaria; Anthozoa; Malacalcyonacea; Plexauridae. The record is from the annotation of a GenBank genome assembly.
UGUGUAACAGCGUCAGUAAGAGAACACCACACGUGUUCUCAGUGUGAUGUCCAUGUUGAAGAAAACAACAUUCAGUACAAGCAAUAUGUAGAGACUUUGGAAUUCCUUUUCCCCACAGUUGCUGCUGGCGACGAAGUCAACACAGCUGGUCAAUCUCUUAGUCUGACUGAUGAUGAGUCAACAUCUCACAUAGUUAUAACUACACUUUCUGGAGAAUGUACCAUUCUCCCAUAUAAGCCUGAUCAAACCAUUCUGGGUUUGAAAGAUAUUGUCGAGCAAGAACUAAAAACCUCUCGUAACAAGCAAUCCCUGUUGUAUAACGACAUUGAGCUGAAGGUACGAUGCAUUUCACACUGAGUCAGGGCCUUUUUAAGGAUUUCCUCGUGUGGGGGAGAGGCAUUAUUAGGAGGAUACCCAUUUAGAGGGGGAUAGGCAUGACCGAAGGCCAUGUGUGUGGCCGACAUACUACACACGAAUGAAGAGGUCUGGGGCCAUACUCACCCAGAAAUUUUUUGAAAUUUGGAUCCCGUAAAUGCCAUUUCCUGCAUUCUGAGCAUCCAAAUUUGCUCUAAAAUUAAUGCUAACUGUAUUUAAAAUAAAAGAAGGAAAAAAUGCACAAAAAAUAAAAAAAAAUAUUAACAAUAAUUUAUCAUUCAAAUGUUAUAAUUUAAAUUAAGUCGAUUUUGUUUAACAAAGGAUGAAGCCUAAAACUUACUUUCCGAUGAGAUAUAUCUUUAUCCCCCCCCCCCCAGCUUGUAUGUUAAAAUAGGCCCUGCAUGACUGAGUAACUUAUCUGCUGAAUUUAUUAUCAUGAACGAACAACUGUCUUGCAGGCAUGGCAACUGUCUUGCAGGCAUCAAAUAAAAAUUGAAAAUAAAAUAGUUAAAGGGUAUGAGCAACAAAAUCUGAAAGAGCAUGACAAAAUAAGCCAAGCCGAUUGGCCGUUUAAUGCUCUAUUCUAUCUCAUCUAGUUCCAAAGUAAUACGCAAACAUGUGCAAAAUAUAAGUUGCUGAUUCAGCACAACGUGUGACGUCAUUAGCUGGGUAAGUAUGUUUAUUGAAUAGUAAACUGAAGCAUAGCUUAGUUAUUAUGGGCUCGAAUCAAAUGAAAUUUUUCAUACUGAUUGUACAUGACGAGACGCAUUGAAAACACUUCUAAUUUUGUUACCAAGGUAACAAUAUCGUUCCCAGGCUCCUUGCGCCAAUUUUAUAAAACAGCUUUAUUCAUCGUACUUAUAAGAAUAAAAUAAUAUCAGAAGUAUGUGUGCCAUACCUAUGCAUGCCAAAAGUUUACUUGCAUGAUAAUAAUUCGAAAAUGACAUACACAUAGAUAAAUGCAACUAGUUAUUCAAAAUCAGUGUAAGGGGCCUGGGAACGACUGUUGUUGCCUUGACAACAAAAUUAGAAGUAUUUUCCCAUGCGUCUCAUCAUGUACUAUCUGUAUGCAAAAUUUCAUUUGAUUUGAGCCAAUAAUAACUGAGCUAUGCUUCAGUUUACUAUUCAAUAAACAUACUUACCCAGCUAAUGACGUCACACGUUGUGCUGAAUUAGCAAUUUAUAUUUUGCACAUUUUUGUGUAUAACUUCGGAACCAGAUGAGAUAGAAUAGAGCAUUAAACGGCUUAUUUUUUCAUGCUCUAGCUUUCAGAUGAAGCAAUAACAUUUUUUGUUGCUCAUACCCUUUAAAGAUUAUUCGGGUGAUUAGGGGUGAAACGGCCUUCCAAUAAAUUUAAGAAUUUCGUUGCUCGUUUUGUAUUUUUGAUUCGCUAUCUCCCAGCAAUUUUUGAAUCUCAGCUUCCCUAAGGUCGACAAACCUUCCCAUUUGGCGGACAUGUAUGCUUGUAUUGUGAGACAACGCUUCACUCCUUCGGCUUUGUCUUGCGUCAUCCCUAUUACGUCAUAGCGUUCUAUAAUCGUGUUUCUUAUCGCACGCUAUGACGUCAAACGUUACAAUGUUUCCAUAUUGUGUCGUCUGUUGCGUUGAUGUGACAAUUUUGCCAUUGGAUCUUAACCAAUCAGAGAUCACCCAUUCUGUUACUAGUUAAUAAUUUACUUAUAGCCAAAUCUAUUUUAGCCAAUCUGACGUGUUUCAUUUGUGUUUCUAACUGAUUCUAUAUAUGUUUGAUUUUCAGCCAAAAGGGAAGAAUAACGAAGUUCUCAAGUUGAAAGACUAUCAUGUUCAGCCCAACAGUACAAUAUACCUGCUCGUCUUAUUGUAUGCAAUACCAGAUGAACUUGAUCAUGUCAUAUUUGACCUCUUCUGGGGAUAUCCACACAGUGGUCGCGACUACGUCAGGAGAUAUCUACACAGUGGCCGCGACUACCUCGACGCUUCUGUAUUACUUUACAGUGGUUCAAAGUUUGUUGAAGUAAUAGACUUUCAGAACAAAAAAAGUACAUCAUGCUCGGCAGUCAAACAUUCCGGUGAUGUAAUGGAUGAUGCCAAGCGAUUGGGCCAUCAUACCAUAAAUGUAUCAAUCAAAUCAAUGCCAGCUCAUAUUAACAAGCUGGUGUUCACCUUGAGUGCUUGGAGGUCUCCAAAUAUCUCCAAGUAUCCCAAUCCAAGCCUAAAGUUUUUUGACGCGAAGUUCCCAGAUAAACAAUUGUGCAGCGAUGAAAUGAGCCAUGCUGCCCAUUCUCAAGCCAUUAUCAUGUGUUGUUUGACCAACAGCGGAAGUGGAUGGCAAGUGUUCAGUUUAAAAAAUCUCUCCGCCGGUAAUGCUAUGAACUAUGAGCCAUUGAAAAAGAGCAUUGUCGAUCUGAUAGGAAAAGGUUAUAUAUGA